Cercospora beticola is the source of this 3694-nucleotide messenger RNA. RefSeq lists its product as uncharacterized. Gene Ontology annotation, molecular function: GTPase activity; U5 snRNA binding; GTP binding. Gene Ontology annotation, biological process: mRNA splicing, via spliceosome. Gene Ontology annotation, cellular component: U4/U6 x U5 tri-snRNP complex; U2-type catalytic step 2 spliceosome; cytosol. NCBI's taxonomy places the organism in Eukaryota, Fungi, Ascomycota, Dothideomycetes, Mycosphaerellales, Mycosphaerellaceae. The record is from RefSeq and is a predicted model, not a curated record.
UGCGACAGCGGCGACGUCGACGGCGACGACGACAGUGACAAUCCGCGUCGCUCACUUACCAACGGAAUCGCCAAUAUGGACGACCUUUAUGAUGAGUUCGGCAACUACAUCGGGGAGGAUGUGGAAAGCGAGGAAGAGCAAGACUCGGGCGCGAAUGAUGGCGCGCAAUACCUCGACGAUGAUGCAGACGAGCCACAGGCGACGACCGGCCAGGAGUUGAUGGACAUCGACGAUGAAGGGCCGUCCAAUGCCGUUGUAUUGCACGAAGACAAGCAGUAUUACCCAUCCGCCUCUCAGAUCUAUGGACCCGACGUCGAGACGCUGGUGCAGGAAGAAGAUACCCAAACGCUGCAACAGCCGAUUGUCGCACCGGUGGAGAAGAAGAAAUUCACAAUUGAGGAGGAGGACUUGCCGCAGGUGUAUUUCGAUCGUGGGUUUAUGGCAGAUCUUCUGGGAUUUCCCGAGCAAAUAAGGAACAUCGCCCUGUGCGGCCAUCUGCAUCAUGGAAAGACGAGUAUUAUGGACAUGCUUGUCGCUCAAACACACGACAUUUCAAAAUUUAUGGAGGGCAAGACUGGCAAGGCGCGCGACGAGACGAUCAAGUAUACCGACACACACAUCCUAGAACGCGAACGAGGGCUGUCAGUAAAGGCCAGCCCAAUGAGCCUGUUGCUACAGGGCACUAAGGGCAAGACACAUUUACUGAACAUCUUGGACACACCGGGACAUGUCAAUUUUGGAGACGAAGUGGCCGCAUCCUUACGCUUGGUCGACGGUGUUGUCUUGGUUGUGGACGUGGUAGAGGGCGUGCAGGUGCAGACAGAACUUGCGAUCAAGCACGCUGUACUUGCCGGACUCCCCCUCGUACUCCUCAUCAAUAAAGUUGACCGGCUGAUGCUGGAGCUGAAGUUACCUCCAACGGAUGCCUACUUCAAGCUGAAGCAUGUGGUUGAACAAGUCAACACACACAUCGAGAACACCAUUCCUGGGCGAGGAGAGAAAUUCCGCGUAAGCCCCGAGAAGGGCAAUGUCGCUUUUGCAUGCAGCAGCAUGGAAUGGUGUUUCACACUUCCUAGCUUCGCGACAAUGUACGCCGAGAACUACCCGAGUGCGGGAUUCGAUGUGAAAGAAUUCAGCAGACGUCUAUGGGGCGACAUCUAUUACAACCCUGGCUCACGCAAAUUCACCAGAAGAGGUGUGGAAGAGCGUGCGAAGCGAAGUUUUGUCCACUUCGUCCUGGAACCGAUUUACAAGCUUUACUCUCAUACUCUUUCCGAGUCUCCGGGUAACCUCAAGAAGACACUCGCUUCGCUCGGGAUAUCUCUGAAGCCUAGUCAGUUGAAAGCAAAUGCCAAAGAUCUGCUCAGAAUGGUAUGUGCGCAAUUCUUCGGUCCAGCCACUGGGUUCGUAGACAUGAUCGUUGAGCACGUCCCAUCCCCAGUAGAAGGAGCAAAGCAGAAGCUGGAGAAGUACUACACUGGCCCCUUGGAUACCAAGACAGCUCAAGCAAUGCUUGAAUGUGACCCCGAGGGUCCUUUGGUUGUCCAUGUAACCAAGCUGUUUAACACUCAAGACGCACAAGGCUUCCACAGCUUCGGACGAGUGAUGAGUGGAACUGCAAGGCCUGGUCAAUCCGUUCGAGUCCUUGGCGAGAACUACAGCAUCGAUGACGAGGAAGACAUGGUCAACGCUACUAUCGAGCAGGUCUGGAUAGCAGAGAGCAGAUACAAUGUACCUGUGUCAGGCAUGCCUGCAGGUAACUUUGUCCUGCUUGGCGGUGUCGACAACUCCAUCAUGAAAACUGCGACCAUCGUUGCACCAAAACUAACCGACGACGAAGAUGCAUACAUUUUCAAGCCGAUCGCCCAUUUCUUUGAGAGCGUCUUCAAGGUGGCUGUCGAGCCAAUCAACCCAUCCGAAUUGCCGAAGAUGUUGAAUGGUCUGCGUCAGAUCAACAAAUCCUAUCCACUCAUCACGACAAAGGUCGAGGAAAGUGGUGAACAUGUCGUUCUCGGCACAGGAGAGCUGUAUAUGGACUGCGUCCUACACGACCUUCGCAAGCUGUACGCACAAAUGGAGAUCAAGAUCUCAGAUCCGGUGACCCGAUUCUGCGAGACUUGUGUCGACCAGAGUGCUAUGAAGUGCUAUGCUUUGACGCCCAAUAAGAAGAACAAGCUGACAUUUGUUGCUGAGCCACUUGAUGACGGCAUCGCGGAGGACAUUGAAUCCGGCAAAGUCAGCAUCAAAGAUCCUGUGCGAAAAGUCGGUAAAUUCUUCGAAGAGAACUACGGCUAUGAUAUCCUUGCCAGUCGAAACAUUUGGGCUUUUGGGUCUGAAGAUCUGGGACCUAACAUUCUGCAAAACGAUACACUUCCAUCUGAUGUGGAUCAAAAGGUGCUUAGGAGUGUGAAAGACACGAUCCGUCAAGGCUUCAGCUGGGGAACACGAGAAGGACCACUCUGUGAAGAGCCCAUCCGGAAUGUAAAGUUCAAGAUCACAGACGUUGAACUUGCAUCGGAAGCCAUCUUCCGCGGCGGUGGUCAGAUCAUUCCUACAGCACGUCGAGCUUGCUACUCAUCGUUCCUCAUGGCUGGUCCCAGAUUAAUGGAACCAAUGUAUUCGUGUACAAUGCUCGGGCCUGCAAACAGCGUCAGCUCAUUGUAUACUGUACUGGCCAGGAGACGGGGGCAUGUAUUGAGCGAUGCGCCUAUUCCUGGAACGCCAUUGUACAGUGUACAAGGCCUGAUCCCUGUCAUCGACUCUUUCGGAUUCGAAACGGAUCUACGCAUUCACACGCAAGGGCAGGCUACGGUGUCGCUUGUCUUCGAUCGCUGGCAGGUAGUGCCUGGUGACCCACUGGACAAGAGCGUCAAGCUGCGUCCACUUGAGCCAGCCAGCGCGCAGGCUACGGCACGCGAUUUUGUACUGAAGACAAGGAGGAGGAAGGGGUUGAGUGAGGAUGUCACUGUCAGCAAGUACGUGGAGCCAGAGAUCAUGCGACAGCUCCGAGAGACGGGCAUGCUUGAUGGCUGAGAGCCAGCUUCAUGGUACAUGACCCACACAAACAGUCUCGUUGCCAAUGGGACAUCGACAGCGGCAGGCUGGAUAAACGUCGAGUGAACCAGAACAACACGUGCAAUACGCCGUGAGUCACAGAGCCUAGGAAUAGUUCCCGACACCAGUCACCCGGCGUCACAACUGCUGCCCAGCACCGAUGCUGCGUAGCAAUCGGCGCGCAUGUCCGAUGAAAUGUUUGCGGGCCGCAUCCGGUGCCACGAGCUGGAGAUAUGAUGAAGCGCAAGAUUAGAGGAAGCCACUGAUAACAAUGACCCGCAUGGCAUUAGAGGGCAAUGCAAUUGGUGACGGACCAUCACGAAGAGGUUCACAUGGUAGGUAGAUGAGCACGAAAAGAAUUGGAAGCGAUGUUCAAAUUACCCACUAGCCUGUAUACCUCUUCAUCGAAACAACACUACCAUGCAUCUCGAUGUGUCGAAAAAUUAAUGACAAUCGAGCAUUUCUCCCGCGACAAAUCGAUCUUGCUCAGACCUCUGACAAAAUCGUUUAUUCCUCAAACAACUCCUGCAAUACAAUUCCGACGGCCUUCAUCGGAACAGUCAUCAAAACGCAUCUCGAAUCCAAAAACCUGACAAACGCCCACACAUCCAACAAAACCCCAUCUCAUCACCCACCAUCC